UUUGACAUUUAAACAACUCAAGUUAGAUUCUGUUAAAUUCCUACGGAAAUGAAGUAGAAAAAAGUGAUAUUUUAAGGAAUUUUAUAAAGAAAAUAAGACUAUAAUCGUGUAACAAAUUAAAAAAUUGUUAUUAGCAUAAUAGCAAAAUAUAAUAAAGUUCUUAAAUAAUAAAAAGAAAAAGCGGUGAUGUAAAAGUUAUGAACAUUUGCGUAGUGAUUUGUGAAAAUUAAUGUGUUGUGAAGGGAGGAGCAGCAGUAGAGCAGUCAACACAGUAAUAUUAUAGUGACAAAGAACACAAAAAUACAAAAAAUAAAGAAAAAAUAAAACUAGAAAUCAAGAAACUUCAAAACAAGGCGUAGCAGCGCCAAAUACUGCAAAAAUAGUUUAUAAUUAAAAUAAUAACCACGAGAAAAAUAAAAAUCAGUUGCCAUGGAGGAGAAACGUAUUGCCGAUUAUUUUGUUGUGGCCGGUAUGCCAGAGAAGCCAAAACUACUGCAAGAAAGUAAUUUUAAAGAUUCCAGCCAUUUAAGGGCUGCCACCUCCAUUGAUCCCAUAACAGACAUUGGUGUAUUUUUUCCCUUAUUGGGCGAAGAGAUACCCGAUGAUUAUACCGUGUUGGAAAGUACACCUACUGGAUUACCUGCUAAUUUAAAUUAUGGCUCUCUAAGAUCAACAGAAUGUUUCAUUUACUACAGACGUGGCAAGGAUCGUCCGCCAUUGGUAGAUAUAGGGGUACUUUAUGAGGGACAUGAACGCAUUAUGUCUGAUGCUGAAAUUGUGGCCGAAACACCGGGUGGUCGUGUGGCCAACGUCAACAAUUCAUCGGCUAAAACAUUUUUAACUUAUCGUCGUGCUCAAGCUGAAAUGCCCUGCAAUGAAUUGGUUGUCACCGAUUUGUGUGUGAUUAUCAGCAGCAAAGGAGAGAAACCACCACAUGCCUUUUGUCUAAUCUAUAAGUCUUUGAAUAAAGCCUUUACCGGUAGCGAUGUUUAUUUAUGCUACAAAAAAUCUAUGUACCGUCCAAAACACAUCAGUUAUCAGCCGGAAAUUUUACUACGUUAUCCUACAGUUGAUCAUAAUGAUUUUCCCUUAAAUCUAUGUCCAAGUGUGCCGUUAUUUUGUUUACCCAUGGGUGCUUCACUGGAAGCCUGGCCACAUGUGGCCGAAAAUAAGAAACGUAAACCCACAGCGCCGGUGUUUAGUACAUUUGUUUUGACUGUAAAUGAUGGCACGUAUAAGGUGUAUGGUUCGGCUUUAACUUUUUAUGAGGAUUUUGAUGAAUCACAAUUAACGGAACAACAGUGUGAGCUACUUGGUUGGAAUGAGGAAUUUGCUCAAAAUCAUUCAUUGCAUAUCAUUAAAGCUAUUUGUUUAUUAUCCCACUAUCCCUUUGGCGAUACUUUCGAUAAAUGGUUGAAAUACUUACACCGCUUGGCUGUAUUUGGUGUUAAUUUACCCAUACCUAUAGAACGGUAUAUAACACAAUUAUUGGAUGAAGUACCAUUUCCAGCACCCAGUAUACAUUUGCAGUUAUCGAGUGAAUCAAAUGAUCGUAUACUACUAACGCAGCCCGAAGAUUCGCCUUUACCGCGUAGUGGUGCUGGAUUUCAUAUGCUCCUGCAGAAUUUAGGCACAGAAAAUUGUUUACAUGUCUUACUUUUGGCCUUAACUGAACAAAAAAUACUCAUACAUUCUUUAAGGCCUGCUACAUUGACUGCCGUAGCCGAAGCAAUAGUUUCAUUAUUAUUUCCCUUUAAAUGGCAAUGUCCCUACAUUCCUUUGUGUCCACUGGGCCUGGCAGAAGUCCUACACGCACCAGUACCCUAUUUAAUAGGAGUAGAUUCGCGAUUUUUCGAUUUAUAUGAACCGCCCACAGAUGUUACUUGCAUAGAUUUGGAUACAAAUACCAUAAGUCUUUGUGAAUCCCAAAAACAUUUACUGGUUAAAUUGUUGCCCAAAAGAGCGGCUCGCAUUUUGAAACAGACUCUUUCGGAAUUGGAACAAACUAAACCGCUUAAUAUAGACUGCAACAAUAGUUUAGAUCGCGAUUUACGCAAACGUAGACGUGAGCUACAUUUAGAACAACGUAUACAAGAGGCCUUUUUAUUAUUUAUGGCUUCAAUUUUACGUGGUUAUCGCGAUUAUUUGGUACCCAUUUCAAAGGCACCUUCCGUGGGUGCCACUGACCCCAGUGCCUUAUUUCAACUGAAAGCUUUUCUACGUUCUCGAGAUAAGGCUUAUCAAAAAUUCUUUGAAUUAUUGAUGAAAACUCAAAUGUUUAUACGCUUCAUUGAGGAGAGAUCAUUUGUGUCCGAUGGUGAUCAUGGUUUAACAUUUUUCGAUGAAUGUGCCGAAAAAGUUGGUUCUUAUGAUGAAACACCAUCGGAUGUACGUUUGGUUGAUUGGGAGACUGGCCAGAAUAGUGAACGUACAAAAUAUAUAUUUCCACCAGAUAGUAUUGGACCCACCAAAGAUCACAACGCCCAAGAGACGGUAUAUAAUUAUGAAAAUUUUACCUUAAAUCCCAGUCUUUUGAAAUCAUCGAAAAAGACUGCAUUAUCGAGCUUAAUACAACAACAAAUCAAUGGUUGUCUUGCACCCGGUUCACCAAUUGCACGACGUACUAAACAUGAAAUAAAAUUGUCACAAAAAAUGGCCAGACGUUGUCAAAGCCGUCCAGAGCUGUGGUCCAAAUACUUGUUGGCCACUUGUUAUUCAUUGUAUUUUCUGAUUCUACCGUCCAUGGUCUUGGAUACAAGACGGGCUGGCAAAGAGCAUGAUAUUCUAAGAGCGGCCUAUGAUAUGUUGGUUAAAGCCAGUAAAAUAAAACUUAAUUGUGAUGAGUUUUGUUAUCGCAUUAUGAUGCAAUUGUGUGGCACUUACAAUAUGCCGGUAUUGGCUGUACGCUUGCAUUAUCUUAUGAAGAGGUCAGGGGUACAACCGAAUGCCUUAACCUAUGGUUUCUACAAUCGUUGUGUUUUAGAAUCGGAAUGGCCAAGUGAUAGCACCACCUUAAGCCAAUUACGUUGGAAUCGUAUAAAGAAUGUGGUAUUGGGUGCAGCUCACUUUAAGAGAGCUGGUAAAUUGAGAGCCUCCAAGAAGCCUCUCUCAGCUUCUUAUGACAAUAACCUAAGUACUCUAGAGACGGUAGAUGGUACUUCACGUACCAGUCUAGAAUCCUCUAAUUCGUCGCAACUAUUAGCCGGAGCGGCUGGUGCAGCUGGUGAUGGUUAUGGUGUGAAUAUUUUAGACUUUUCAGCAUUCGAUAAAUUACGCUCCAAAUUAGGCAGUAUUGUAAGACAAUCGAUUGGCACGCAGGAUGCCACCGAUGAUGUUAUAUCCAGUGCUGGCUUGUUAAUUACUGGUGAUUCAAAAUUAUCCACAGACUCCACAACAGGUCAUGUACCGCCCGCCAGUCCACAGCCCACAGCAAAUGAUUUAACCAAAAGACAACUUUCAAAUCGUGAAAGUUUCGGUGGUGAUGCUGAACUUUUAAAUAAACUACAAAGACAACAUACUCUAACGGAAAUGAAUAAUAAAAAGAUUAUGAAUCUGGGUGAAUAUGAUAAGGAGGCAAAAGGUAAUUUUAAUGAUUUGGCUAGUUCUCAAGAAGAAUUAGAUGAUGAUAAUAUACAUGAUACCGAAGAUGAGGAAGAUGAUGAUGAACAUCCCCUGUCGCAUCAAAUACAGAGUCCCACUAAAAUUUCACCCCGCACACCGGUUACACAAAAUGAUCCCUUGGGCGCCCUAAAUGAGGAGGAAGCUCCCCUACCUGUUCAAACUUCGGAUGACCAGUCUGCUAUAGGUGGCGGCGUCUCGUCUAGUUUCAACAAUAACACUUUGUAUAGUGAUAAACCCAUAUUGUUUAAGGGACAACGCAGUGCCACAUUCGAUGAAUCCACUCAAUUGAAUAAAAAUAUGCAACGUUCUGAAACUAUGCCGGGAUCAAGUGUUGCCUCAAGUUUGGCUAACUUGGGUUCUUCGUUUAAAUUAAAUUUUGGACGUUAUUCACCUGCACGCUUGUCCUUUAAGAAAGACUUGAAAUUGCCCACCAAUAUUAUAGAAAAUAUAAGCUACAUAAGUCCUAAUUUUAGUGGUAAAAAAUCCAACGAAAUUAUACAAGGAAGCUUAAGUAGCAUUAAACAUGCCGCUACAUCUAUAACUCGUAAAUUUGAUGAAAUUAAAGGUGCCAUUUCGGCCAAUACAACACCCGUCAAAUCUUCAUUAUCCAUACAAGGUUACAAUGACAAUGGUGUCACCGAAGAGGAUAUGAUUGCCAAUGAAGAUGGCACUUUAAAAAUAAGACGCGUUUCGAGUGAUUUAGAACAUCCUUGGGGCCGUUUAAGUGAAUCGCGCAAAUCAAGUUAUAACAAUCUAGUGCCACUAGGUGAAAAUACUUCCACCAUGAACUUGAAUACAGCGCUUUUAGCUCUACCAGAAAAUCUAUAUGCCACACCGCAAGAUAAUAUGGAUGACAGCAAUGAUUUUGAUGUCUUAAUACAAAUGACUUCAUGCUCUCAAUGCCACAAUUGUUCCGUUUUACUUUACGAUGAGGAAAUAAUGUCCGGCUGGUCAGCUGAAGAUUCCAAUUUAAAUACAACAUGUCAUGCUUGCAACAAGUUAACUGUACCCUUUCUUAGUGUACGCUUCAAUGUUAACGACACGAAAAAAGAUAAUAAUAAACCACAAAUGGAGAAUCUAACUAUACCCUAUUUAAAUCCACUGGUUUUGCGCAAAGAACUCGAAAAUAUUUUAACACAAGAGGGAGAUUUAUCACUCAUAAAACCCAAUUUUGUAGAAGAACAUCCCAUUAUAUAUUGGAAUCUAUUGUGGAUUAUGGAGCGCAUAGAAAGUAAAACACAUUUGCCAGAUCUCUGUUCGCCCACAAUUGAUGACAACGACUGUGAUCCUUUGAGCAAGGUGAAACAUGUAAAAAUUCAAUGUUUGUGGGAUAAUUUACAAUUGCACAGUGAGGCUGGUUUACCCAUGUAUAUUUUAUAUAGACAAACACAGCCCACCAGUCCUUUGCUUAAAGCAUUAUUAACCGAUCAAGCUCAAUUGAACAAAAACGUUAUACAACAAAUCGUUUCCGCCAUACGCUGCAAUGAUCUUCUAAUGCCGGUUAAAAAACUGGCCAAUGAACGUCACAAACUCAAGAACAGUGGCGUCGAUCGUUCUCAUUCUAUCUAUCGUGAUAUACUAUUUUUGGCCAUAACUGCUAUCGGUCGUUCGAAUGUCGAUUUAGCCACAUUCCAUCGCGAAUAUGCGGCAGUAUUUGACAAACUUACCGAAAAGGAAUGCAAUAUGUAUUAUCGCAAUCAAGAUCUGCCGCCCUCAGCAGCCACCAUAUUUUGUCGGGCCUACUUUAAACCACUGUUGCUGCUUCCUUGACGAGAACAAAAUCUAAUGCAACAACAGUUCCACAGAGAUCAAAUAAAAAACAAUAAUACGUAAUAAAAAAUUCUUACAGCACGGAAACGAAUGGAAAAAAGGUAAAUAAGUUUUAUAAUACAACUUUAGUAAUGACAACAAAAAAGGCAAUCAUCAAUGAUACUUAAAAAAAAUAUGUAAAAGAAAAAAUAAUUUUAUAGACUAGUUUUAGUAAGAGGAAUUAAUUAAUUAACUAAUAUAAUAACAAACAUACUAUACAUAUAUAUAUUUUAUUUUUUGUUAUUAGCAUAGUUAUAGGUUCUUGACGUAAACAUUUUAAUAGGAGGACAAACAAACAAAAGCACAUUACUUAUUAUAGGUUAUUAAAAAAAAACAAAAUUAUUUUAUUCAUUCAUUUAUAACAUUUACAAUUUUUAUUCAUAUAUUUAUGAAUUGCAUUCAUUAAAAUUUUUAAUUUUAUUUCACAAAUGUGGGCGUAUUUAUGCAUUAAUUUUUACAGAUAUUGGUAUGUGUUUUUCUAUGUUUAAAGUGCAAUACUUAUGGAAUUUAUGUAUAGUGGUAUGUUAUGUUUUUUUUAUUAAAAUAGACAUCGAGGAACUAUACAUUCUUCAAAUUAAUGGUUUUGAAUUUUUAUGCGUUAAUUUCAAAAAAAUCGUAUAACAUAAUAAACCUCCAAGAGGUUAAACUAGACCUAUUUGGAUUGUAAGACAAUUAUAAACUAUUUAAAAAAUAGAGUGGUUUUUAAAUCGCAUUAAAGCUGUGAUACAAUGUUGUCAGAUCUUACAACGUUGUCAGUAAAAUGUGCAGAAAAUGUCUAACAUUCGUGAGAACUUACAAUUAUUCUUUUGCAAUGUUGUCAGAAAAAGCAUUACUGAGAAUGUUUCAAGACAAAAUUUGUAAGUUGACACUGUUGUUAGACAUUUUCUGCCAACGUUGUAAGAUCUAACAACCGUGUAUACAUAGCUUUACAUAAUUUAAACACUUUAAAAUUGGUAUAAUAAAGUAGAAGAGAGAGUAUAGGGGGACAGAUUGAUAAUGAGCUUAAAGGUUAGAAUUUAUUUCAUUUGAACUUCUUCUAAAUUGAUCAUAUUAUUAUCCAAUUUUCUUAGAUGAUUACAACGUUAUUAAUCAUAAAAAUUUAAAUAUUCGUAUUAAAUUAUUAUUGGAAAUUAUUUAUUGAAAUUUGUAAAUUUUUAAUUUUCUGGUGAAAAUUCAAUUUUUUAUGAAAAUUUGGUUAUUUUGCAGAAAAAUAGCAUUUUUAAUGAAAUUCUUUUUUUUUUGGUGAAAUUUCGAUAUUUUAUUAAAUUUCAUCACUCUUUUGUAAAAUUUUUUUUUUUUCAUUUAAAGCACGAUUUGUUAGUAUUAUACCCCCUUAUUUUGUAAAACACUUCACCUUGCGUUGAAAAUAUUUUCAUACAAAUUUUUUAAAAUACAAAAACAAUUUAUAUGAAAAAUGAAGUGAGGGGAAGGGAUUUACAAAAUAACCCCCUUAGUUUUUUCUAAAACCAAAUUUUUUUUGUAAAAUUUCAACUUGUAUGAAAUUUCUAAUUUCAAUUUUCAAUAAUUUUUAGUGAAAUAUCGACUUUUUGUUUAAAAUUCAAAAUAAAUUUAAAGAUUAUUUUCAAAAUACUCGUUCAAAUCGUACAUUACGAAACAAUUACAAUUAACAACACGCUCACAUUUUUCUUUUUUUUUUAUUAUUAUUUCAAUUAUGUAUUUUUGUUUUAAAAACACAAUUAAUUUUAUGCAUAAUGACUGGUUUAUUUGUGACAAUAUAAAUGUAUUAACUAUAAAAUAACCACAAAAUGGAAAAAAGUAAGAAAUAUAUUUUAUUUUUAAUUAUUAAUAAUAAUGACUAUUUGUAGAUUUGUAUAGAACGUACAUAUUGUCUGUCUAUCUUUACAUAAACAAUAUAAAUAGACAUAAAUAAAUACAUACCAUAUUUACAUUAAUAGUUUUAUACGUAUUUAUUUAUGUAUAUUUAUAUUUAAUUGUAAUUUUUUUAACUCUUUAAUCAUAUAAUAUAUGCCUUAUUAUUGUUAAUUCUAAAGACAAAGAAACAAAAUUUAUCGAUUGUAUUAUUAACUCUUUUUUUUUAGAAAUUUUAUAAAGAAACAAAUAUUA
Messenger RNA from Lucilia sericata (common green bottle fly), 7515 nucleotides. It is a transcript of the gene Crag, whose product is annotated as DENN domain-containing protein Crag. NCBI's taxonomy places the organism in Eukaryota, Metazoa, Arthropoda, Insecta, Diptera, Calliphoridae. Gene Ontology annotation, cellular component: cytoplasmic vesicle. Gene Ontology annotation, biological process: regulation of Rab protein signal transduction. Gene Ontology annotation, molecular function: protein binding. Bases 430 to 5391 code for a protein of 1653 amino acids. The record is from RefSeq and is a predicted model, not a curated record. The transcript has 17 exons.